This is a messenger RNA of Gadus chalcogrammus (walleye pollock), 3005 nucleotides long. Its product is annotated as rho-related GTP-binding protein RhoA-C. Gene Ontology annotation, cellular component: neuron projection. Lineage: Eukaryota; Metazoa; Chordata; Actinopteri; Gadiformes; Gadidae. Gene Ontology annotation, biological process: small GTPase-mediated signal transduction. The transcript is spliced from 5 exons. The record is from RefSeq and is a predicted model, not a curated record. The coding region runs from base 233 to 811 and encodes 192 amino acids. Gene Ontology annotation, molecular function: GTP binding; GTPase activity.
AUCCUGGGAGAGGAGGGGAGGUACUGGGAGAGCUCUCAGUGGGAGGAUCCUGCUAGAGGAGGGGAGGUAGUUGCAGCUCUCAGUGGGACGAUCCUGCUCGCCUUUCCAGUUCUUCUUCCAUCCUCGAUCAAUUACACCAUACUGCAGCAAGUGAGUGCGUGUUACCAUCCAGAGGAACAUCAAGUGGGAAGUUAGCAUCUCCUAAACGCACAUUCGUUGUCGGAAGAAAGUGAUGGCCGCCAUUCGGAAGAAGCUGGUGAUUGUCGGGGAUGGAGCGUGUGGUAAGACCUGCCUGCUCAUCGUGUUCAGUAAAGACCAGUUCCCCGAAGUCUACGUACCCACCGUGUUUGAGAACUACAUCGCUGACAUCGAAGUGGACGGAAAACAGGUGGAGCUGGCUCUAUGGGACACUGCGGGCCAAGAGGACUACGACAGACUGAGGCCGCUCUCCUACCCCGACACAGACGUCAUCCUCAUGUGCUUUUCCAUCGACAGCCCCGACAGUCUAGAGAAUAUCCCUGAAAAGUGGACCCCUGAGGUGAAGCACUUCUGUCCCAACGUGCCCAUCAUCCUGGUGGGCAACAAGAAGGACCUGCGCAACGACGAGCACACGCGGCGAGAACUAGCCAAGAUGAAACAGGAGCCGGUUAAGCCAGACGAAGGGAGAGAGAUGGCGAACCGGAUCAACGCCUUCGGCUACCUCGAGUGUUCUGCCAAGACCAAGGACGGCGUGCGGGAGGUGUUUGAGAUGGCCACUAGGGCGGCGCUGCAAGUUCGCAAACGCAAGAAGAGCGGCUGCCUGCUGCUGUGAUCAUGUAGCUAGGCUAGGCUAGGCUAGACUGGGCUUAUAGAUGGAAGUCAAGUGACCCAAGAAAACAUCCUGAGAACCACGUGGACUGACCUUACAGAUUGCAUCCUUGUACCGUAUCUCCCAUUUCACAGUGUCAGGUCGGGUGAAAGGGAGAAGAGCAGUGCUGACCAAUACCACGGACGUUGUUUAUAGCAUCAGUUAGAAGUGAAAAUUCUGGACUUUGUUUUUCCUUCCUUUUAUAGCACAAGCUGUCUCUCCAUGUAUUUCUUUUGCUUUGCCAUUUUGAAAAUGCAACACAAAUGUCCACAUUUGUAUGCUAAAAUUGUUUUCCAUGUGCAUUUAUCCUUGCUUGCUGAAGAUGCAUAUAUCUGUACACGCGCUCACGCUCUCCAGAUUUCGUUUUUAUAAUCCGAAAUCUAUUUUCAAGAUUGGUAUUAUUUUUAUAUUUUUUUAUAAAAUAUAAAAAUAAUACUAAUCUUGAAAAUAGGAGUGUAAAGUAGGUGUGGUCCGAGGAGGGAGCCUACUGAAGACACCUUCUUGGCUUUGCCGGUGCCUUUUUCAUUAUUCUUUUUGUUAUAUUUUGUAUCCAUAGCAACAACGGCUCAUUAUAUUAUGUCACAAAUUCCAACUACAAAGACCAAGAAUCUUCCUUGUUUCAGUUGAAGACCUGCGUUUCCUGGUGCUGAAAGUCACCAGGAGUGGCCUUCUACACCCUGGUUUACUGUCAGGUCCCUAACCCUUAUAGCCCCCCAGUGUACCCUGGUUUACUGUCAGGUCCCUAACCCUUAUAGCUCCCCCAGUGGAGCUCUGCCCCAUUACUCGCUUUUAAACUUGCACUAAAAGCUACAACUGUGGGCCCCCCAUUUGAAACAUAUUCUUUACAAGGAUGUGUUUAUAAAGAAUUUGAAAUGAAACAACAUUCCAAAGCUGUCUCGGAGGGAGUCGGUGUGUCACAGGUGUGUGUGUGACUUGUGUGUGUGUUUGUGUUAGUGACUGUUUGUGAGCGAUUGUAUGUGCGUGUGCACCAAUGCAGGAACAGAUUUGGGAUAGAGCCUCCAGAUGCAUGCAAGAAAGACAAAGUAUUUGGAGUUUUACAAGAUGUUUCAAUCAUUUAAGCACAUUUUAAGAGAUUUUUACAUUUGAAGUAUUUGUCUCUUAAUAUUUAAAUCCUGCUAUUACAAUGUAUUGUGCAAUGACCACCAAACAUGGACUUUGUUUGUUUUUAAGGAAAGAUGAUUGUUGUGGGAUUCAAGGGAUCAUUGAUUAUUGUCAUUAUUAAAAGAAACACUGAGCAGAAUUGAGACCUGGACACUGAAUUAAAGGAGGGAUGGAGAACGUUAAAUAUCCUCUGACUGACCAACAUUAAAACCCAAUGUGGUCCAUGAGGCCUGAAUCAAUCAGGUGUAAUGGAAGUUUUGAACACAGGUGUACCUCAUGAUGUCAAUAAUGGACACUGGCUUACAGGCCAAUAAUUAGCCAAAUUAGCUUCAUUAGUGAGUUCUUCCCCCUAUUCCACCUCUGUGAUGACGGCCUAUUAGGAGGCUUAAUGUCAGGAUGCAGGCCACUCAGUUAAGAAAUACGGUUUAUGUAUGUACACACAAUGAAUGAAUAAAAUUGUAUAUAAAUACAUAGCAAUACAAGCAAGUUUCUUCAGAAGCAGGGCGUAGUACAACUGGUCUAUAAAUGAAAGGUUUACAUGCUCACAUGCAUCAAUAGUUGUUAUUAUCUGUGAAGUAAUGGUGUACUCUCAGGUGUCACAUCUUGUUUAACUGGUCGUCGUGACUGAUUCCUUCUUGAUUAUUUUCUCUGAAGAGCGUGUUCUCCCAGUCCAGAGCCCUUCACUUCAGACUCUGGUUCGCUGUGCCUUUAGCUGAGCCUGUGGAUUUCUAAGCGCCUGUCUCUUUUGGGUUAACCAGAGCAAACAUCUUCGACAAGGUUUAAAAGUGUGUGGGUGGAUGUGUGUGGGGCCUUCAACAGACAUGAUGUAGCAGAUAUAUGGUAUCGGUUCCUCUCCGAUACACCCAGAUGCAUAUUGAGAAUGUUAUUGAGCAAAAUGUGGAAAACACACAGGGGAACAACUCUGCAUUUUCUACUUUCUUUAGGUUCACUUGAAAAAUAUGAAUGUCUUCUAAUGUUUUUAAUACUUGAUUUGCUUAGAUAUUGUGAAUAGGGGAUACAAUCAUUUUUAUUCAUA